Molecule: messenger RNA, 12296 nt
Organism: Dermacentor albipictus
Lineage: Eukaryota; Metazoa; Arthropoda; Arachnida; Ixodida; Ixodidae
Source: RefSeq, a predicted model, not a curated record
GGCCACGCUUUGUGUUGUUUUGUUUUCACUCGCACACACGUGCUUUCUUACCGCACUUCAUCUCUUCAUGGUGUACCUUUUGGAUGGCUGAACGGGCAAACCACUUUAGGAACGCUGCAUGGCCUGUUUCGUUUUUGGCAGCUCAUCUAGACUCCUGGUACUUCAAGAAUGACUGAACAGAUUCGCGAGGCGCUCCUUAAGCUACACGCCUCAGAAAGACCUGACGAGGCGCUGACUUUGGUUGAUGAAGUCGACCGUACCUGUCAAGACCAAGCCUUCUCUGAUAAGGACGAAGGUUACAUUACGACCCUGCUCGUCAGCGAUGAAAAGAGCCUAGUUUCCUUCCUGAAAAGAUCCAUCGUCAGCGAACAGCUGAAGGAUGCCAAGGCGAAAGGUCUUCAGCUCCUCACUGGCUGGUUCGAAAAAGUCCCAUCGCACCUCUUCAGCCAUGCCAUGGUUGUUAAGGAUGUCGGCACCCAGCUGGCAUUCAGAGACAAGACAGCCAAGGUGCGGUGUGCAGCUCUGGUCCUGCUGUCCAAGGUCUUGGAAUCUUGUCAGGGCUUGGACAUUGGUGAAAAGCUGGACAUUCCAAGCCUGAUAGAUCGGUUUUUCAUCUUGUUGUCGCAGCCAUCAAAGAUGACUCCUACAGUGAAGGUUGAAGUGCUGUGUGUCCUGGGCAUCAUCGCUGAGCACCAUCCAGCAGCGGCCAAUCCGUACAGUGACAAACUGCUGUCUCUGUACCUCGGAGAGUUGAAGCAGCUCAGGAAAACUGGAGCCGGGAAAGAAAGGACGGCCUUAGCCGGCUGCCUUCAAGGCUUGUCCGGUUACCUCCACAGCUUUGGCACUGGAUUCGAAUCAGAACCCGAUGACUACUUCCUGCUCUUCAAGUUCAUGAAGGAUGCGUUGGUGCCAAACCCUGCGACGACACGUUACGACGUCCCCCGAGCUGCCUUGAUCCUGCUGUCCAAGCAUGCUGCCCUCUUUGGACAGCUGCUGUUGGACGAGUACAAGUCUCUGUAUAAGCAGAUCGGCCACUGGAGUCGCCACAGCAACAGGGAUAUGAAGUGGCUGGGAGUGGCAGCACUGGAGUCCUUUCUGCGAGAGGUCGCCGCUGCACUUGCUGAAGGAAAGGACAGAAAGGAUCACUUGAAUAUAUUCGAAUAUUUCAUUCAGGAGUUCCAAAAGACACUGCGAUCAGAGACAAACACCCACAACCUUGCUGCAGCCUUGAAGGGAUACGGUCUUCUAGCUCUGCCGUGCAAGCAAUACCUGAAAGAGAGUGAUGUCCUCUUCAUGCUGAGUGACGUUCUGUUGCGCUCUGAGCACGUGUUUCAGAGCAUAAGCAGCCCAGCUGUGCUUGAAGACAGCUUGCCCUUGCUUACCAGCUUCCAAGAGGCAACUGCCAGCAUUCUGCGUUGUGCUACCAAGGUACCGGAAAGCCAGCUGUUGUUGGUGGAGAAGCUGGCGGUGCUGCAGAUUGAAAACUUCCCACUCGUGGCCGAAAACAUGCGAGUCCACUACGUCAAGUCUCUUCUCUUCCUGCUCCUCGCCGUCCACCCGCUGUCGCCGACUUCCCUGUCACAGAUUGUUUACCAAGGACUUGCGAGAACUUGCUCUCAUCCCAUUGUGGCCGACGUGGAGGCAAGUGAAGAGGAAGACGCCUUCACUGGCAAGUUUCGUACGAUCACCUAUCGUCGCUACAACAUGUUGUGGCACUACCUUCUGGAAGCAGUGAACGUUCAGGAGCUGAAUGCAAUGCAAGUCACGGCAGACGCACGGAGCACCUUUGUAUGCAACCUGUAUGAUGCCCUGCUCAGUGCUAUUCUUUCCAUGGUGUCAAAGCUGAACUUGUCGGUCAAGCAAUCCAACGCUGAAACUGAAACUGGAACCAACAUGUCAGACCCUACGUGCGGAGUUGACGCAGAAUGCCCAAAGGACUUCAACAUCUUCAUCAACUUGGUUGACUUCUUCAGGGACACGUUCCUCUGGAAGCGCACUGAACUAUUUACAAAGUGGGCCUUUGUCAUGAUUAAAAAGUUUGUGGAAUACUCGACUCGCUGUCCUCUGGUCAGCGGGUUCUACAAGGCCCUGGCUGUCUGCUUUCAGAUCUGCGAAAAGUCGUCAUACUUUGAGAGUGGCUCAAAUGAAGCCAAGACCUGCCUCUGCCUAGUGUCCAGCUUUGUCCAGGAAACCAUGGGUCGGCUGCAACAGUUCAAAGACGACCUUCUGGCCUCGUGUCUGGAGCUGGUGCUGCGAGCUCCAAGCCCAACUGCUCAGGAGCAGGCUAUUACACGUGUGCCUGCUCUUAAGAUGGCCCUGCAGCAGGGUCUCAGCUUCCUCCCACUGGCCAAGUCCACGCUGGAUACCCUUCAACUAUGGGAAAGACGACUCCCAGCAGACAUGGCGGACAGCUGCCUCAGGAAGGUUCUGCCUGGGCUAUGCCCUUACCUCUCUCUCGGCACACGAUCAGGUUUGUUUAUGGACCCGUCAGAGGACAUAAAGCGCCCUAGGCCUCGUGGUCCGCACAAGAUUCCUUUGAAGAUGCUGUACAAGAAGAAAAGGGAACACGAAACGCUUCAAGAAACUGAACUUGAGACUCUGCGGCGCAAGAUCCUAGACUUUCUGGGCAGCCUUGACGGCGAGAGGCGGGCAUUCCUUAUGGCCGAUUUGGAGAAGGAGACGCUGGCAGCCGCCUUGACAUGGGACCCAGAGACGCGAGAACACCUGCUCUUUGCCAUGCCUUUCCCCGACGCCAAGAUCGACAUUGCUUUUGAUGGCUUCCUGCCUCGGGUGGUCGAGCUGGCACGCUUUGCUGGCAACCGCCAGACAAAGGUUGCAGCCUGCGAGCUCCUUCAUGCCCUGGUCCUCUAUGCUGUGGGCACUGGUGUACAGAACACUGAGAGAAGGGCCAAGUGUCCAAUGGUUCACCUCUACAAGCACCUGUUUCCUGAGCUGCUUCACUUAUCCUGUGACGCUGACCAGGUUGCACAGAAUUUGUUCAGGCCCCUGACGUUGCAGCUGACGCACUGGUUUAGCAGCAAGUCGACUCGAGGGAGCCAAGAAAGUGUUGCCAUCAUCGAGUGCCUUUGGGACACAGUCACGCAGUCGCAGGAGACAACGGUGCGGGACUUUGCCGCUCAGUGCCUGAAGGAAUUUAUGGCCUGGAGCAUCAAGCAGUCAUCUCCAAAAGAGCUGGAGAAGAGCCCAACCAACGUGCAGUCGGUGCUGAGGCGUCUGUGCAGCUACUGCCGACAUCCCAGUGCGUCGAAGCGCCUGGGAGCAGCCCUGGUCUUCAACAACAUCUACGUCCUGCUCAGGGAGGAGGAAUCUCUUGUGGAUGUUUUCAUCUUGGAGACCCUGGCUUACUUUGUCGACAGCUUGAAACUUGCUCACGCUGACGAAAAAACUAUCGGCACAAGAGAACUUUGUUGCCGAGCGCUGGACAAGAUUCUGCGAAUUGUCAGUGCCAAAAGCAGUCUGCUGAGUAGCGCAAAGAGCAAACGACGGUGGCCAUUCGAUGUCGAAAAGAAGCCGGUCACGCUGUCCUUGGCCGUGGAGUGGCUGCUCUUUCAGACAAGCUGCCCACAGUCCGACUGCCGCCACAAGUGCAUGGAGUUGGUCUGGGCUCUCGUUCCAAGGCUUCCAGGAGCGCCAACCCACAGCAGCUAUGUGGCACAACUACUCAAAGCCAAUGGGGACUCAUUUUUUCUCGAAAGAUUUGAGGAGGGUCUGUCUGCAACAAGCGGCACUUGGACCAAUUUGACAGGCAUCCGCAAGUUCUGCGACCACUUACUUGGCCUGCUCGAGUGCUACACUUGGAUCUUGGAGCAGCGGCUGCUGGAACCCAGGCUGUUGUUUGAAGUUUCUGGCAAGCCCAGCUCCAUCUUUUCUCUGGUCACAAAGUUCCUGGAGCAGCUCGCCUUGUGUGAAAACUUGCAUGAGGCUCUGGGCAAUGAAGAGACUGCUUCCCUGCUGUGCACGCCAACAGGAACGUCUGCACUUAAUGUGGCAAGAUGUUCCCUGACCGUGCGGCUCUUCAACUUCCUGACUGUCUGGAUGAAGACCGCCCCAACUUCCAUGUCUUCUGUGCCUGAUGCAUUCUGGAAAACCGAAGCCUUCUGGAAGUGCUGUGUUGUCUGCGUUCUGCUGCCAUCCGAGGCUGGCUUUGACCUUGCCGACCUUGAAGUCGCAAACCAGCUUCCACAUGAGAUGCUGGGAUUCUUGAAGCAGGCAGCAACUGCCUUUCCAGACCUCCUGUCAUCCAGUUUCUCCCUGGCGCUUGGCGACUUUUUGGCAAAGCAUCCCGAGUGCACGCUUGAGAAAGUCCUGGAGCUGAAACUGAGCGAGCUCAGCCAUCCCUCCGAGACCCUGGACCUCUCGCAAGCUGACCUUGAACCCAUGGAUGAAGACACGGAGCCAUGGCAGAACGACAUGUUGAGGCUCAUGGGGCUCGUCUCCGGGUACCGGCUGUUGGCCGAGCUGAAGAUUGUGAAGGCGGGACCGGAAAAAGCAAUGGCCCCUGUUUGCGCUGUGGCAGAGUUUUUUGGAGAACGGGCAGUGUCGCCAACUCCCCUCUUCAAGGACCUAUGCCUGCGCCUCCUGGAGCUGGCCACUUCCCUAGGAGCCAGUGCAAGCAGCAUUCUUCAAAGCCUGGAACCCACGAGGGCUUGGAAUGUCAUGGGUGACCAGUUAUGUCAGCUCUUUGUUGAGAACGCAGAAACAUUUGUGCCAGCAGCUCUCAAGUUGACAAGUAGCGCUACUGGUCACCUGACUCAAGUCCUGAGCCACGUCCUACAAGACAAGCAGCUGGUCUCACUGUACGGUUCGACAUUGUCAUCCGAAGUGAUGAAGCACUGGCCCUCGCUUGCUUGCUUUUUCAAGGAAGACUCCCCUCAGACAGCCGUCAACUCUGCAGUCCUGGUUUUAGAAAAGCUUGUGCAUGUGAGUCCUGAGCAGAUAGCAAUACCAAAGAGCCCCCACUUUGAAACCCUGUUUACAAUUCUUCUCAAGCUGUUGGAACGACCAGGCGCUACCCUUGUUGACAAGGUCCUCGCACUGGGUUUGCUUCCAGCGUUUGCAACCGACACACGUCAAGAAACGUGCGACAGGCUCAGGGAUGCCCUGGAGAACAUGGUGCUGCAGCAUUUUCCUAUGGAGGUGUCCAAGUUGCUCCCCGGUGCGCCCGAGCUGCUGUCCUACACCCAGGCAAUGCGCAAGCUGUUGGCUGGCCUCGAGAGCACUGGGAGCACCGUGCUCCUCGAACUCCUGCUCCGCGUGCUUUACCGCGAGGACAAGAGUCACUUCCUCGAGCAUGAAGUGCUGCUUUCCCUGCGCCGCACCAUGCCAAGGUGCACCGAGGCAAAGCAACAGCAGCUCCUCACCACAGCCUACAAAUGUGCCGCCACUCUGCACGGCCUCCCGACGUCGGCGAGGCUCUCCAUCGCAUCCAAGCUCCUGCCUCAACUCCUGAGGCACAGCUCCAAGUCUUCGUUGCGACAAUUCUUCGUCGACAAUGUUACCGCCAUUGUGGACACUGUCGCAUCAAAGAUACGAUCGGGCUCCGAGUGGGAGUUGGCCAGCAAGGUCGUGGCACUGUCCUGCCUCGAAGUCCUGUACUCUUGUUCGCACAAGGACGAUGUCUCUGGAAAGCAGUCGGCUAUCAACAAUGCCUUCUGCCGCACCAGGGGAGUUGCCACCACGGUUGGCAACGAGCUCACCAAAGAAGUCACCAAGCACACGAACGUGCUCAAGAAGGAAAGGGGUGAGCUCGGCAGCAGCGAAGUGGAUGCGGGCCUGUGGCGCCACCUGCGGUGCGCAGCGUACAACGUGAUCGCUAGUGUGGUCUCGUGCACGCAGGUCGAAGCACAGUUUUACGAUGUCUUUCUCUUCCAAGAAAAGCCCGAAAAGGGCGAAUUCGUUUGGAACAAUAUCACCGAUGAGCAGAAGAGGUACACAUUCCCACUGGAACUGGAGGCUCCAUUCCAAAGAAGCCGUCAAGUUGUAGGUGUGACGGAAGAGGCGCAGGAAGAUGGCAGCAUACGUCGGUCCUCUGGGAGGCGCAGUCUUUCGUCGUCCCUUCAAGGAAGCAGCCUCGCCAGAGAAGCAAGCCAGUAUAGCCUCUCGGCAGGUGGACUGGCAUUCUGGGAUGUCGACGAGCAAAGCAAGUCCACAGAUUCCGGAGCUGAAAAAGCACCCGAAGAUGAUACUCGAAAGUUCCGCAAACUGAAAGUCGUUGACCUCGAGGAUGAUGAACUCAACCAGCACGAGUGCAUGGCAGCGGUCUGCUCUGUCAUAGACCACAUGGCCAGCAUCGGAAUCAUCUGCAAGACAGUUGAGGAAGCGAAAGCCAGUCCAGUGCCUAAGUGGUUGAGCACCAUCACGGGUGCUGUCACCGGGGCACACAUCACGCCUAACGCACUUCGCUUCCUGUGCCGCGUCAUUGUCAAUUGUGCUGAGGUUCUCAAGGUGUACGCACACCAUCUCUUGCCAGUUAUGCUUAACGUCAUGGCACAACAGAAACUUGGAUCCGAGCUGGACGCAUUCGUUAUCGACCUUGUUGUGACUGCACUGACUUGGACUGCUGAUAUCGAUGCCAAAGACCUUGAGGGCCUGGGGGUUGGCCAACAAGCACAGUCGGUGCUGGAAUUCCUGGUCACUCACUGUGGACACCAGAGGCGGGACAUUCUCCGCACCCAGCUGGAACUGGUGCAAGCGUGGGUCGGAACCUGGAAGAAGCACCUGCGUUUUCCCGCAGACACAAUUCUGCAGCUCUUGGAUGAGAUUUCACUGGACAGCAAGGACGUGAAAGGUGUACUCCUCUUUGGAAUAUUCGUCACAAAUGACCUGGUUGACCUUGAAAUCCAGGACUACACCCUGGGCAGAAUUCUGGAACGAUUGCCAAAACUGCUGGCUACCAAGUAUCGAUUGUCGUACACAUCCGUAGCAGAUGUUAUAGGGCUGACCUUCCGCAAGAUGAAUGAAGGCGUCGGCAUUGAUUCGACAUUUGGCAGCUCGGUUGAGUCUAACCUGAAUGCUAUUUUGAGGAUGUGCCAGCGUGACCAGCACGUGCUGUGCUUACACCACAUCUGUCGUUUCUAUGAGCCAUUUGCACAGAGGUUUACCGAAACAAUGAUGCUACAGCUGCCGCGAGCUCUGGCCAGCUUCAAGGUUGCCAUCUUGGAAGUCAUCUCCAUGGCCUGCACCCAGGUGGACCAACCUGUCCGGAAAUUGGAGGGGCUCGGUUUCAUAGACAUGCUCGCUCACGGCGAUGAAGCAUUGCAGAAGGUGUCGCUCGAGAUCUGCGCCAAGCUUCCGGCGGUCGCCACCCAAGACGACUGGCACAUUCUGCUUCCCAUUGUCUGCAAACUGCAAAGUCAUGCUAGCACCUCCUGCAGGAAGCUGGUGUACGACGUCUGCAUGCGCCUGUACACAAAGUACAGGUCCGAUAAGGAUGCUGCGAAUUUAAUGAAACAGGCAAGGCGCGUGCUGCUGCUGGGCCUAGGCGACGCAGAUUUGCCAUUAAGACUGUCAGUAGCAAACUUCUGGUGCCAGGAGACGCAGCUUCCUCGUGCCACUACAGAGCGCCUCGUCGCCUUACUCGGCGACAUGUACCUGCCCGAAAUGGAAGAGCAGUUCCUGUCGUCGGCCACAUUUCUGCUGCUGGAGCUGACGUCGCGCAGUCCCGACUACGAUCGAAAGGUCUUCCAGCAUCCCCUGUCAGAUUGCACUUUCGUGGACUACACAGUGACGGGGUCCUGGCGAAGGCGCCAUGCAGCAAUGACGCCCCUGUUUGCAGAGACCCUGUCGUUCAGUCAGACACAGUCGUCCACACAGUCCUCCACUGCGGAUGGCUCCACUUCGCAAAAGCUGAGGGCCACGCAGGCGACACUGCAGUUCACACCGACGCAGCAGGCAGCAGCUGCAGGGGAGACCAGCACGUACAGUUGGCUUACGCAAAGCACUCACGAGCCCAGCCUGCCUGUGCAGCAGAAGCAACAGCGUUCCGCAACAAUCUUGCAGCUCUCUCCUGGCAAAGCAGGCCCCAGUGCCCAACACAGGGGCACUGCCAGUGAGCGAGUUGACAGCCUGCGGCUGCUGAAGAGAAGGUUCUUGCGAGAUGACGAUCAGAUCCGGCUUCAGCACAUGCGCAGGGAAGUUCGCCUUAAGGAAACUCGCAAGAAACUUAAAGAAGAGCGGCAUGCUCGUCGUGAAGCGGAGGUGACGCUGUACCGAAGCUACCGCAUGGGUGACUUCCCAGACAUUCAGAUCUCUCAUGCGGCCUUGAUAGCCCCCAUGCAAGCUUUGGCCCAGCAAGACCAGCAAGUUGCACAGAUGUUGCUCUCUGGUGUCGUCACGUCCGUGUUGCAUGAAUCAAGGCGAGACGGGGCAUCACAUUCCCGGCAGCGUCAGGAACUGUGCCAGGGACUGCAGAGAGCGCUGGCCGGCAUCCUGGAAGGAAGCAUGCGUUGCUUCCCUCCACUUGUGGCUUUCGUGCAGGAAGUAGCAUUUCAGAGCGCAUCGGAUCUGAAGCUUCCUGUGGCUGCGAUUUCUAGAGCGUCUAUAGCCAGCGGCCACCAAAGCCUUGGAAUUCUUCUCUUGGAAGAAAUGAACCAUGCCAACAGCCUGUCAGCAUCAACCAAGGCACCACCAGCCAAACGAUCAAAGAAGGAGGAUCAUCCGGAACAGCAGAUGUGGAUACAGCUAGCUGAGUUGUACAAGUCCCUCGGAGACUUUGAUGCUGUGCGUGCCUCACUGGCUCUUUGCGAAGACGUCGGGCCAGAGGCAAGGAAGGCUCUGGAGAAGGAAGCACAGGGAGACUUCCAGCAGGCCAGGGACAUCUAUCGACAGCUUGCUGAAAGCAGACCUCCUGGGGCAGAUGGCUUCACUUGGGAUGACGCCAUACUCCAGUGCUGCUGCCUUCUAGGCGAGUGGGGAGAGCUGCAGAGUGAAAUCGAUGCCAGGCUCGAACAAAGCAGUGCCUCAAAAUGGGACAGCCUCUGGGAUGGAGGAUAUCGUCAGGAGCAUUACUUGCCACUGUAUGUAAAAGCCCGUGUCAAGAGCAUUCUCGGUGAAUAUGAUGAUCAACGAGACUUCCCGCGCGUUAUCCGAGAGUGGAUGGAAGAUUCCAGCAAGAAUCGCUUCCUGGAGGCAAAAUGUUGCCAGGAACUUGCUCUUUUAAGCCUGUCACAAAAGGACACUGGUCGUGCCGACUACUACGUCAAGUGCCUCACAGAACAAUUCCUAGAGGAUUGGAGCAGCCUGAGUGUUUUGACGCCAACUCUGAUCGAAGGCAAGCUCGAGUGCCUACUCCCGCUGACAGACCUCGCACUCUAUCUGAAGCACAGCAAACGUCACGAUGCAGACAACCUGCUGUCAAGCUGGCGGUCACGGCUUCCCAGCAAUGCAGACUCCGUCCUCCUCUGGAACGAGAUUAUCACCAACAGGUGCUUCCUCAUAAAAUCACUCGGGCAACCUGUCCCCAAGGAGAAGGCGCUGCUCCUGAAUGCCUUCGCCAAUGCCAUGUUACAGCAGGAGAAUGUGCCAACUGCACUCAGGUCCGUCGUCGAAAUCGAACAGAUGAGGCUUUCUGGGCAGCUUGGUGACUGGGCAGACUGGCGUUACGUGGAAACGUACUGCAAGAUGCUCAGGAAGGCCUCGGAAAAUGAGCCCCUGCCCAAGCAGGUUGCUGCUUACAUGCGGAUGCUUGAAAAAGUCGAUGCAGCUGCUGGAGGUAUGGUGGUCGACAUUGUGCACAGUGUGAAAUACAAGAUGCUGAGGGGACAGCUGAUGUCUGGACUGUCAUUAGUCCUGAGGGCUGGUGGACAGAUGACUGAGGACCAGAAAGCAGCGCUGAAACUCUCCAACGAUAACCAGGCCAUUACGGCGCAGUCAGUCUGUGAUGAGGCGCUCCAUCAGCACCUUGCCGCCACUGCCGUGGAAGAGGCAUCGCCGGAGCUGAAAGCUGACGCUCACCUGACCCUGGCAGUUUUCUGCAGCGGCAUCUUGCAGGCAGAAGAAAGCGGCGAGCCAAGUCUGAGACGGCGCGACGAGUGCCCGCAAAUCCUGGUGGAUGCUGUACUGACCGCCAUGCGACUGGGUCACGGCCAAGCACCCGACAUGUUUCCCCAACUCCUGCAGUUACUACAGCAUCAUCCGUCCUGCGGGGAGGCCUUCAUUGCGCAGUGCUCCAAGGUGCCUUGCUGGAUGUUUCUGCGUUGGAUCAACCAGAUUCUUGCCCUUCUUGACAAGCAAGUGGGACCAUUCCUCUUUGACAUCGUCGACAGCGUGGCCCAUCACUACCCUAAUGCCUUAAUCUACCCUUUCCGGGUAAGCUCCAGUGCUUACACAUUUGAGUGCCCAAAGACAAGGAAAGCCUGUCAGAACUUUGUAGGCCGCCUGCAACAGGCCAUGGACAAGGUUCCACUUGUCAAUGAGUUCAUCAAAGCUCUGGAGCUGUUGCAGUUCCCAGAUAUUGCAUUCAAGGACUGGUACGAGUCUGUGAAGGACGCCCUGAACGAAAAGCAAGGCCCAGCAUCAAUCAAGGAGCUGUUCAAGAAAAUCGUCUCGCAGCUUCUGGUGUGCAGCCGCGAUUCUUCAAGUCGUUCCUCGUGGAGUCGUGUCUAUCAGCGUUUUUCUGAGAAAAUGAGAGAAAAGGUGAUAGACACUUUUGGUGCCCAAGGUGAAAAGCUUGCUGCUAUGACACCGAAGAAAUUUCAAGAGCAGUACAACAAGAUCAUGAGUGGCUACAAGGCUGGUGAACCUCCAAAAGCACUCAAGGACAUCUCCCCUUGGCUCAGCCAUUUCAGCUCUCUGAACCAGGAGCACAGUUUGGAAAUCCCAGGCCAGUACACGGGCAAGGGGAGGCCAAUGCCAGAGUACCAUGUCAAGGUCUUUGGAUUUGACGAAAGUAUCAGAGUGCUGCAGUCCAAGCAGCGGCCCUGCCGCAUCACCAUUCGCGGGGACGACGAGAAGGAGUACCGGUUCCUAGUGAAGACCGGCGAGGACCUGCGCCAGGAUGACCGCAUCGAACAGAUCUUCAAGGUCAUGAACGAUCUGCUCCAGAAGGACCCUGUGUGCCGUAGCAAGCACCUGCAGCUUGUGACUUACAGCGUGGUUCCACUGACGCACAGGGUCGGACUAAUCCAGUGGCUGGAUGACACGAUGGUGCUGGAAGAGUUCCUCAGGCAAGGCCUGACAACUGAAGAACUGGAAGACAUAAACCGAGUUCCAAGCAGCUACAAGCUCCAUAGUGUUGACGAUUACAUGAAGGCUUACGAGACUCAGUCAUGUCAGAAGGCAGCCCUGUCCCGCUACCACGGCUGCCUGCGACCAGCCAGCAAGCAGGCUCUACGGAAAGCCCUGCUCGGCCUCAGUUCUUGCCCGGAAGCCUUCUUCGCUCUGCGCUCCCGUUUCAUCUGUUCCCAUGCAACAAUCAGCAUUGCUCAGUGGGUGCUGGGCAUCGGUGAUCGCCACCUUGGCAACUUUCUGGUUGGAACCAAAACGGGGCUUGAGAUUGGCAUCGACUUUGGCUAUGCCUUCGGUGUUGCCACACAGUUUUUGCCUGUGCCAGAGCUGAUGCCGUUCCGGCUGACUGCCAUGUACACAGCCCUGGUUGAACCCUUUGACAAAGCGGGAACCAUGGCCUGUGCAAUGCACUACACCCUGCAGGCCUUGCGCAGCGGCUCCCGGUCACUGCUUGACAUGAUGGAUGUGUUCGUGCAAGAGCCAACCAUUGACUGGCUGAGGUUUGCAAAGAGGCAGAGUCAGCUGAACAAAGAACAGAAAGGGGAGAAGAGUGGCAAGUCUGCCGCUUCACUCGACUGGUAUCCACGACAGAAGGUGGACAUUGUUCGCCAAAAGCUCGAAGGGCGCCAUCCGAGCUACAUCCUGCGCGAUGAAUUAAAACUCGGCAAGGGUAAAAACUCAAACUUCGGGAACAUGGAACGCAUCUGCCUCGGUGCCGACGGCCCCCAUGGGGUGAUCAGGCGCCAGUUUUCUGGCACGGACAAGCUCACGUCUCAGCAGCAGGUGGAAUGUCUCAUAGAACAAGCAACUGACCCAGCAAUCCUAGGACUGACCUGGAAGGGCUGGCAGCCAUGGCGAUAAAGCUUUUUAUUUGUUAACUUGAUUGUGUUAUAUAACACUUUAAUUGUGUGCAUAUGUCAUCACAUUAUGUCAUAGUUCUCAUUGCAUCAAUACACUCAUGUACAAAUUGAGUUGACACAUUCCAUCAGCGGUUAGUGCCUGUGCGGCCUUUAUUGUUUGCGUUUGCUAAUAAAAAUUAAGAUGUGAAGAUG